Aspergillus glaucus CBS 516.65 is the source of this 370-nucleotide messenger RNA. RefSeq lists its product as uncharacterized. The record is from RefSeq and is a predicted model, not a curated record. NCBI's taxonomy places the organism in Eukaryota, Fungi, Ascomycota, Eurotiomycetes, Eurotiales, Aspergillaceae. The transcript has a single exon. Bases 20 to 286 code for a protein of 88 amino acids.
CGCUGUAUAGACAAAAAGUAUGUCUCCUCAGUACAGAGUAUACAAACAUCUGAGCGGUCUAAGCACUCCGUGUGCAACCAACCGUCCACCGCUACUGACUCCAUAUUGCCUAAUUCGUCAUGAUGCGACUCCAACGACAAUCCCCCUCUUUCUCAUCCUGCCCCAUCUUCUAGUAUCCCCUUUUUUACCUUUUUUACGUGUUCACUCGUACGAGAUUCGCCGAAACCAAGCGCCUGAUUUUGUGAUCACCGAUCUUCUUGUCUUGGGGAGAAAUAAAGUAUGUUAGCCUCACCUGCAAGCGAGUGUAGCGAUUUUAGCGCGGGCGCUAGAAACAUGGCAGAAGCAUCGCUUCUUUUCCGCAGGAGUUCAC